Messenger RNA from Danio rerio (zebrafish), 3048 nucleotides. It is a transcript of the gene csnk1db, whose product is annotated as casein kinase 1, delta b. The record is from RefSeq and is marked provisional. Lineage: Eukaryota; Metazoa; Chordata; Actinopteri; Cypriniformes; Danionidae. Gene Ontology annotation, molecular function: protein serine/threonine kinase activity; protein kinase activity; protein serine kinase activity. Gene Ontology annotation, cellular component: cytoplasm; nucleus.
GCUCCUGCGACGCGGGUCCGCUUGUAAAAUCCACCUCCAUCUUCACCAUCCUUGGGGAAAACGAUGACCAAACCUACGGGAGCAUAAUCUACAGAGUCUAAGCUUUCACCUGAUCUAAAAAUUGUGACAUUUCGGACUUUGAAACGUUAAAAAAGGAAUGGUGAAACGUGAACUCCGUCAGAAGAAUCCGGAUUUUCCUCAGGGAUUCGGGGGGGUUGGGGUCGCAUAAAGAUAUUUAGGAUUGUAGCAGUUAAAUAACGGGUUACAUUUGUUUGUGUAAAGUCGAAUUUAAGUGCUGACAUCGUCUGGUUAAAUAGAAAUUACCUUGAUAUUCAAUCCAGCGACUCGCUCGGCGGAAACCGAUAAACAGCAAUGGAGCUACGAGUUGGAAACAGAUACAGACUGGGCAGAAAAAUUGGAAGUGGAUCGUUUGGUGACAUUUAUUUAGGCACAGACAUUUCAGUUGGAGAGGAAGUGGCCAUCAAACUGGAAUGUGUGAAGACAAAGCAUCCACAGCUCCAUAUCGAGAGCAAGAUUUACAAGAUGAUGCAGGGUGGAGUUGGCAUCCCUACCAUAAAGUGGUGUGGUGCAGAAGGAGAUUAUAACGUGAUGGUGAUGGAGUUGCUCGGCCCCAGUCUGGAGGAUCUCUUCAAUUUCUGCUCCAGAAAAUUCAGCCUGAAAACUGUCCUCCUGUUGGCCGAUCAGAUGAUUAGCCGCAUAGAGUACAUCCACUCCAAGAACUUCAUUCACAGAGACGUGAAGCCUGAUAACUUUCUGAUGGGCUUGGGAAAGAAAGGCAACCUUGUCUACAUAAUUGACUUCGGUUUGGCAAAGAAAUACCGUGAUGCCCGAACACACCAGCACAUUCCCUAUCGUGAGAACAAGAACCUCACAGGCACUGCGCGCUAUGCAUCCAUCAACACACAUCUUGGCAUUGAGCAAUCUCGGAGAGAUGACCUGGAGUCUCUUGGUUAUGUGCUGAUGUACUUCAACUUGGGCUCACUGCCUUGGCAGGGACUGAAAGCCGCCACCAAGAGACAGAAGUAUGAGCGUAUCAGUGAAAAGAAAAUGUCCACUCCCAUUGAAGUUCUCUGCAAGGGCUACCCAUCUGAAUUUGCCACAUACCUCAACUUCUGCCGGUCACUGCGAUUUGAUGAUAAGCCAGACUACUCGUAUUUGAGGCAGCUCUUCAGGAAUCUGUUCCACAGACAGGGCUUUUCCUAUGACUACGUGUUUGAUUGGAACAUGCUCAAAUUUGGCGCUAACCGUACAGCAGAGGAAGCAGAUCGUGAGAGGAGAGAGCGGGAUGAGCGAAUGAGGCACAGCAGGAAUCCUGCUGCUCGAGGGAUCCCAGCAGCAUCAGGCAGACCCCGGCCUACACAGGACGGUGCUCCACCCACCCCACUCACACCCACCUCUCACACAGCAAACACAUCCUCACCGAGACCAGUCACUGGGAUGGAGCGUGAACGCAAGGUCAGCAUGCGGCUUCAUCGUGGCGCCCCAGUAAACGUGUCAUCCUCAGACCUGACGGGGCGACAAGACACUUCCCGCAUGUCCACAUCACAGAAUAGCAUUCCUUUCGAUCACCACGGCAAGUAGAUGCUCCUCACAUUCUUGUGUGAAGGCAGGUGUACCAGAUUGUCUCCAUGUCCCAGAAGCCUCCACUUUGCAAUAUGGAGCAUGAUGGAUGGGCAACCUUACUACACACGGCUGACUGACAGCUCUUCAUCAUCAGCUAUAGAUAGAGCCGUCAGUCUCUCUUCUAUCGACCAAACCAAAAUGGUGUAGAACCAACCUGACCUCUUUUUGCUUACAGGCUCUCUCUUCUUCUACUUCUCUCUAAUACGUUCUCAUAUUUUCUCUCCUUCGCUCUUUAAAUGUUCUCAUGGACCAUGAGAGCUACGGCCUGUUGUGAAAUCACACCAGUGAGCUGAGCGAUCAGAUCCUGGAUCAGCCAGCCAUUUCACAUUCAUUCUCUGCAUCUUUUCUUCACAUUCAGCUCUGCACAACUUUUCUCUGGUUCUCUCGAGGCUAACGUUUCGUCUGUGUGGUUUAAAUGGGUCGUUUAUUUUGUUUCUUUGUAUACUGAAUUUUCUUUUUGUAUUUUAACCUGGGCAACAGACGAGUCUGUUUGGUGACGUUGGUUUGGGUUCACUCCAAUUUUUUUUAAUUAUAAUUAUUUACUCUGUAUUUAUUUUUUAAUGUACGUUUUAAUAGUAGCUGAUGAGGUUCCUUUCUGAUGGUGAAGCUGGUGGUGUAAAGUGGACGAACCACAAAGGGGCCAAACUCUCAGCACACAUCUCUCAUAGCAAACUGACUGGUUUCCACUCGUUCGUCUGCUAUAUUGAUCUCUCUAACUGUACAAUACUGCCCCCCACCCCCAUUCUUGUGUGUCCUUCUGUUUCCAAGCUGUGAAAUAACUGUAAAAUAUUUGUGUAAAUGUUUCCACACAACUCUUUAGAAGGACUGAAAUGACCGCAGAUGGUUUGAAGCUGACAGCAGUUACUUUUUUUAAUCCACUCUUUCACGAAGCCACAACAAUGAAGUGCCAGACUUUGGGGUUUUCGUGCAUUCUGAACAUGAACUUUGACUCUUGAGGAAGCUUUUAUUUUAUAUCUUUUGGAUCAUUGGACUGAAUCAUGGUUAGACCUGCUACGUAAUGAUUGGUAGAGGACGUUUGUGUUCUGGCGGCUUUGGGAAGUGAUUUUGUUGGUGAUUGUGUUUGUGAAGGAUGAAAAGGAAUCAAAGUCUUGCUCUGAUGUUCAUGGAUUUUCCCCGUUUCUGAAAUAUUCCAGCACUGAUGUGGCUUUUCUAAUGCACCUUGAAAGCUGGUCUGGUCAUCUCGUUCCCUCGUCAUCUGUAAAGGGGACUUUGGCGACUUCCUGGGUAAUAUUUUCAUCUGAUUCUCCCUCAUUUUGAAGCCCACGGCUGUUUUGGGCUCCACACAUUUUUGUGGAAGUCAUGCCAAUUUGUCAGUCCUGUAAGAAUUUGUAUUACCACCGUAUUUGUGUAUUUUAAACAGUGUAAAUAAAUGAAUUACUUGUA